ACUCAAGACUCCGACCGUGCAGAACCCUACAUUUGGGUUUUUUAAACCCAUGGCUCCAGUUCCUCUCAGCUUGAAUUGAGCCAAUUUCCAUGAUUUUAAGGUUCGUUUCUUUUCCUACAAAGGAUCUCGAAGUCAAGAAUUAGGGUCUCUGAACUCAGGUACUCUGAGUUGUGACCGAUUUGUAUAGCUCCAGAACAAUUUGCAACAGUUGUGGAAUUAGGGUAUUAAAGCUGAGAACGCCGACUCAGGAUUUCCUAGGGUUUUUUAGUUUGAUUUUUGCGACACCAGAAUUGGGGUUUCUGGAAACAAGAAAACCCGUUACUUUGACUUGGGUUUUUCUUAAGCUAAUUUGCACAGCUCUAAAUUAGGGUUUUUGUUGAUAACAUCGAGCUACUAUUAUUUGGGGCUCUGUUAGGCAGAACUUCAUUGCUAUAAGUGCAUAUUCAAUCAUCGUUCAUUUCUGGAGUCGGGUUUGUUUUGCAAUGGAACCUUCUUCAUCAAAAAGCAAUUUUAGAUGGCUUCCUUCUCUCAAAGUUUGGGCAUAUUCACCGGAGCAGUCUUCCUCGUCCUCCUCUUCUUCAUCAUUAUCUUCAUCAUCAGUUAGGGUUUCCAACUCAAGAAAGCUUAGAAUGAACAAUUGGAUCCGUAUUUCGAAGGCCCUUCAGCAAAAAACCUGCCCCAUUUGCCUUGGAUGCACAGAAGAAUCAGAGGCCGCUGUUCUUCAAUCGUGUAUGCAUGUUUAUUGCAUAGGAUGCAUUAGGAAAUGGAGUGAAAUGAGGAGGAAUUGCCCAUUGUGCAAAAGUGAAUUCAAAGGAUGGUUUUGCAAUAUUAGGACAUCUAGAGUGGGGGAUUACAGGGAAGAAUUUCUUUUGCCGCUAAAAGGGGCAAAAGAGCACGACCAUGGUCAUCACCAGUGGGUCACAAUGGUAAGGGCUCAGCCAGCUUUCAAUCAACGGCAUUCCAGACCUUUACCAUGGCGUCGUUCGUUUGGGCGAUCUAGAUUUGUGCCCCCUAUCGAAAGGCAGAGACGUGAAGCUGAGGUUAUUGCUGAAAGAGUUCUUCGAUGGCGUGCUAGCAUAUAUGAGAGAGGCUUACGAGCAGUACCCCUUUGUUUUCCAUCCAAGCCUUCUUUACAGCAGAAACUGCUUGAAAAUAAUGGCCAAAAAGAACGAAUUCAACGGCGCGUAGAACCUUGGAUACGGAGGGAAUUGGAGGCCAUUCUUGGUGAUUCAGAUCCAUCAGUUCUUGUUCAUCUAGUCUCUUCCCUCUGGAUGUCAAGUCUUGAAGAAGAACUCAAGGCCACAAAAGAUAGCACUGUCGUGAAAAGUAAAUUUGUUCAGCAGUUGAGACCCUUCCUGCAUGAGAGGGCAGAUAUGUUCUGGCAUGAGCUGAGAUUAAACUCCAGACUUGGUUCUGCUUCUUUGUUGUCAAAGCCUGAAAACACAUAGUGGGUAGGUAUAUACCAGUAUCAUGGGUCAAAAAAGCUGAUGAUGGUUAAAUAUUGUUUUUAAAUGGAGCAUUAAAGACUGUUAUACAUGUAACAAAUGGCAUUGCUAUUGGACAUGCACUUAUCUACUAAGCUACAUGUAUGUUAUUGGAGCUGUUGAGGAAGUUCCCUUGCAAGAAGCAAGUGGUAAUAUGGAUGUGCUGGAAGAAUAGAUGAUGUUGAGGUUUGAAAGAUGACAUUUGUCUAGUCUCUAUAAUUCGUCAGUUCUAGUUUAUUGCUUGAUGUACUCUUAGAUAUUUUUUGAUGCCUUUGAAAACAGUUGUUUUCUCUUAGAAAACUAGUUUUUUCCAGACCCUAUUCUUCCCAAAAUAAGGGUAUCUUUAGUUAAAUCUGUUAGGUUGUGGGUAUUUCACUCGAGAGCCUAAAUUUAAGACAUGAAGCCAGAGAUUUUCAGAAAUCUACUUGUGGAUCAAUAAUUAUUUCUAAAAUAUAUUUUCUUUUAGAAAUAGAACAUGUAUGAAGUUCUUAAUCUCAACACAGGAAUACGGUAUGAAAUAACCAUCAUAGACUUCUUUGGAAUGGACCAUGCGUGCAAGAGUAUUAAGUUGGGAUGAGCUAUCCAAUGGAGUGUUUAGUACUGUUGUGACCAAAAUUGCUGAUUCCAUUUUGGGGUAACCAAAGGAUGCACUAUUCCUAAUUUAUUUCUCAAAGAGGGAUGGGUCUAGCUUGGGAUAUCGUGAAAUUACAGUGCAGGUUUUAAUGUUUAAACCAAACUUCUAAUUUAUCAGUCAUCCUAUGGGAAAACUUUUAGUGAAUCAUCCAUUCCAGGCUUAGUUAAACCCUUAUUUUCUGUUGGUGAU
Molecule: messenger RNA, 2307 nt
Organism: Amborella trichopoda
Lineage: Eukaryota; Viridiplantae; Streptophyta; Magnoliopsida; Amborellales; Amborellaceae
Source: RefSeq, a predicted model, not a curated record